This is a messenger RNA of Rasamsonia emersonii CBS 393.64, 1398 nucleotides long. Its product is annotated as Cystathionine gamma-lyase. The transcript has 5 exons. Bases 1 to 1398 code for a protein of 465 amino acids. The record is from RefSeq and is a predicted model, not a curated record. NCBI's taxonomy places the organism in Eukaryota, Fungi, Ascomycota, Eurotiomycetes, Eurotiales, Trichocomaceae. Gene Ontology annotation, biological process: transsulfuration; 'de novo' L-methionine biosynthetic process. Gene Ontology annotation, cellular component: cytoplasm. Gene Ontology annotation, molecular function: pyridoxal phosphate binding.
AUGUCGGCAUCCGGAUCGGAGGUCUCCAGCGGUGUCGCUGAUUCCGGCGCUGCAGCGACGACGACGACGACAACAACCAACAACGUCCUGAAGAAGGUCUUCCCGGACGUCGAUCUCGACGGUCACAAUCUGCCGCCGUCGCCAGCACCGUCCAGUCCACGGACGGGACGGCGAUACGCCCUUGCCACGGAAUUGGUGUAUACGGAGGGCAACGACCAGUACAAUGCGAGCAGUGUGCCGAUUUACCAGCUGACUGGUGAUACUUCGGGCGCCGGAGGCGGAGAGUAUGACUACACUCGCUCGGGCAAUCCCACCCGGACGCAUCUCGAAAGACAUCUCGCCAAGAUCAUGUCUGCGCAGCGCGCACUCGUGGUCUCGUCGGGAAUGGCAGCGCUGGAUGUCAUCACGCGACUGCUGCAUCCGGGAGAUGAGGUGGUGACCGGCGACGAUCUGUACGGCGGCACGCACCGUCUGCUGAAAUACCUCACGACGCACGGCGGCAUCGUCGUUCAUCACGUCGACACCACCAGGCCGGAAUGUGUCCAGGCGGUCCUCAAUUCUAAGACGGCCAUGGUGCUGCUCGAGACGCCGACGAACCCGCUGAUCAAGAUCGUCGACAUCCCCAAGGUCGCCGCGCUCGCUCACAAGGCCAAUCCGAACUGUCUGGUGGUCGUCGACAACACCAUGAUGUCGCCGCUGCUGCUCAACCCGCUCGAGCUGGGUGCGGAUAUUGUCUACGAGAGCGGCACCAAGUAUCUGUCGGGACACCAUGACCUGAUGGCGGGUGUCAUCGCCGUGAACGAUGCAGCCCUCGGCGAGCGACUCUAUUUCCCGAUCAACGCAUCGGGCUGUGGACUCUCGCCAUUCGACUCGUGGCUGCUGAUGCGCGGGGUCAAGACGCUCAAGGUGCGGAUGGAGCAGCAGCAAGCCAAUGCGCAGCGGAUUGCCGAAUUCCUCGAGUCGCACGGCUUCAAGGUGCGCUAUCCGGGCCUGCGCUCACAUCCCCAGUACGAGUUGCACCACUCCAUGGCGCGGGGCGCUGGGGCGGUGCUGUCCUUCGAGACGGGCGACGUCGCGCUGAGCGAGCGGAUCGUCGAGAGCGCCAAGCUGUGGGCGAUCAGCGUCAGCUUUGGCUGUGUCAACAGCCUGAUCAGCAUGCCAUGCCGGAUGAGUCACGCCAGCAUCGACGCCAAGACGCGACAGGAGCGAGCCAUGCCGGAGGAUCUGAUCCGGUUGUGCGUGGGCAUUGAGGAUGUCGAUGAUUUGAUUGACGAUUUGAGGCGGGCGCUGGUCCAAGCUGGUGCCGUCAAUGUAUCGCUGGAUGACUUCCAAGCCGUCAACCAGGCCUCUACAGCGUCAGAGAGCAACUCCACUAUUAUAUCCUUGCUUGAUAAUUGA